GUUUUACGUUUGUGGUCGGGGAGGUUCUGACUUCUUUGGGAGGAUGUCACUUUGUUAUUUCUGUUCGUUUUCUGUUACAGUUACUACUUAAUGGUGACAGUUACGAUUAUAUAAAUAAGAAAUAUAGGUGUAUAGAUCAUGGCUACAGCUCAGCCCUGGAAAACUGUGGUGUGGGAGUGGAUAGGGACAGAUGGAAGAUGGAAAUCGUAUUCACCCAAAGUUUCUCAUCUGUUGGAAAAAUCUUAUGAAAAUGUAGUAAAUAUAGUCUGUCUUGGAGAAGUAGAAAAAACUCUGAAACACCUCAGUGUCAACAUGAAUGAAUUUGUAGCAUACUCCGACAAUACAGCAUUUACAUGUCCAGUUCGUAGAAAGAUUUACUCAUGUGAAGGUCAAGAAGCUUCCGGUAUUUUCUGGCAGUGGGAAGGAAAUCAUCCUGGAGAGUGGGAGAUGUACAAUAACGAGAUGACUGAUUGUAUUGAAAAUGGUUUCAAGCAGAAAUGGAAAAAUAUUGACCUUAGCAAAUGGUUCCAAGGUAGUAAGUACAGUAUAAGCUUCCAACGGAUGCUUCAGUACAACAAUAUUACUGGAUUUAAAAGAAGAGUAAGACGUAUAGAAAUGUCAUCCUUUCCACAAGAGAAAGAUGAUGUUCUCUCCACUAAUAGCGUUCAAAAUGAUUCACAAGCAGAAGAAAAACUGUCAACUCAGAAUGAACUUAAAGAAAACAGUAAUGGAACUGAUUAUUCAGAUACUAGUGGGUAUCCGGUUCCUACUACAAGUCUACGAGCCAAAACGGAUCUAAAAAAGUGUGAUUCUAAAAGUGCCUCGUGCAGUACUUCUUCUAAAGAUGCGCACCUUCGAAAUUGCAAUGCUGUUCGGAAUAAGAAGAAAAAAAGAGUCACAGCUGCAGAGAUGAUUGUUAAAUCUGUGAAGAAAUAUCAAAAUGAAUACGACUCAAGAGGGAGCCAAGAUGUUUCUUUUAUCAAUAACGAUGGCGCCAGUGAAGUAAUUGAUCAGUUUUGUAAGGAAUUAACCAUUAGCAUUGAAUCAGAGGACUGUUCAAUAUGCUGUGUUAAACUCUCAGAAGAAUCUCCUUAUGAUAAGGAUCCAAAAUUGGUGUCUCUGGACCAGUGUAAUCAUGCUUUUCAUCACGCUUGUUUGAUAACAAUGUAUAACUCUGGUCCGAAGGAUGGCCACAUACAGUGUCCCAUCUGUAAUAAAAUCUAUGGUGUAAAGAAAGGAAACCAGCCCCCAGGAUCAAUGGAUGUUCAAUUGAUACAUCAUUCGCUCCCGGGGUAUUCUCACUGUAAAACUCUAUGUAUUACUUAUAACAUUAGGCCUGGAGUUCAGGGUCCUGAACAUCCCAAUCCUGGUAAGCCAUACACUGCACGUGGAUUCCCCAGAAAAUGUUAUCUACCAGACACAGAUAAGGGAAGAAAAGUUUUAGAGCUCCUACGUAAGGCAUGGGAUCGUCGCCUAAUAUUUACCAUAGCAACAUCAGCUACUACCAGUGAAUCAGAUACCGUUACUUGGAAUGGAAUCCAUCACAAAACAGAAAUGAGUUCCAGUACCAAAGGCUAUGGUUAUCCUGAUCCCAAAUACUUAGACAAUGUUCUUAAAGAGUUAUCGGUGCAAGGGAUCACAGAGUGAUAAAACAUGCUGAAAAUUUGUGAUAUGUAUAUUUGAUGCCAAACUUACUGCUUACUUUGUUCUCGGUAUUUUGGUUCAUAUCUUCAAGAUUUCAUAAUGAUAAAGUGAUUGAAUAAUACUUUUAGCUAAGGUUUUUCACGUACAUUUCGAUUACUAAGUGUACAAAUGUAUGACAGUAUUCAAGUAUUAAAUGAAAAAAUAAUGUGUAUUUCUUUGUUAAUAAUGUCUAGAAUCACUAAAUCCUUUGUAGCAAGAGAUUGACCAUAAGAAAUAAGUAACAUUGAUGCUACUAAUUUCAUCUUCUGGAUUUUUCAGCAGACGUGCUAUGUCCGAUAAUAUAAAGAAAUUCAUGCUACAUAUUCUUCAAAAAGUAUGUAAAUGUAGGCUCGUACGUAUUCUCAUCUAUAUGCACAACAGAGAGCUAUUACCUAAUGCCACUGCCACGAAGAUUUUUGCACAUGCCACUAGUCUUUAAUCUAGCUCUCACCUCUACGUGUAUUAACAUAUCUAUGCCAGCCUAUCAUGUAUCCAUAAUUAGACUGUAGCUCUCCACCAAUAGGAUGGUGACACAUGAGCAUUUGAAUGAAAGCUCAUUCUUUCCUCAGCCAGAUUUAUUCACUUAUUUUUGGGGGGGGGGGGGAAUUAAUGGACUUUAUGGACUAUUUUUAAACUAUUGGUGUAAACCAUUCUUGGUGUAGUCUUUCGUUCGUUAAUUUUUUUUUGAUUAUGAGAAAGAAAGAUACCAAGUUUUAAACUUUUAAUUAAAAGUUGUAAUUCUGGGAUACAUUGUUCAUUGUCAGUGAUAAGAUUUCUUUGACAGUACUAUUUUCCUGUUGUUUUAACCAAGCAUACACCUUUCAUUAAGUGCUCUCCAGCGUUGUCGUCAAACCAGUGCCCUAGGCCUAUGUGCCACUGACAUACCAGGCCAAUUUUUUACUCUCUUUUUUUUUGGGGGCGGGGGUCAAAUUUUUGUUUCAUCUGGAUCAAAAAUUCAUGUUUAAACAUUUCUCCCAUCUUUCAAGGUUGUGAUGCUGGUCAACGGCAGUCAGUUACUACUGCAAUGGUGACAAUAGGCACUAUGAUGUAGGGUUGGGCAAUACUAUAAUUUUGUACCAGUGAUCUACCAUGUGAUAAUUUUAAUUAUUCAGUGAAGUGUAAAGUGUUAAUAACACUUGAAUAAUGAAUCAAUCUGUGUCAAAUUUACAGAGUAUAUUACAGUACAUGGCAAAGUGAACAUGAUACAACAGCAACAGGAUACAAAAUUACAAGUAAAUCAACAGCUGAUGUACACAUGCAUGCAUAUACAUUAGCACAUGUACAUACAAGUAUACCAUACAAUGAUACAAAACUUGAAAUGUGUGUGUUUAGUAACAUAAAUGCAAAUAAAAUCAAUGUUUUGAAUGUUAUCAGCAGAUGUAGUCAUGUCGCGAGCUUUUACCUCAAAUUCACCAAAUUUCUCACAAAUAUAUGCAAAGUGUGCAAUCAGACUGUUGUAGAGUUUUACUAAUGUACAAAUUUCAAUCCUUGCAAUGCUUUGUUCACGAUGUUUAUUUUUUGUAGAAUGUCAUCCCUUAUGAUGCUCAUCGCUGCUAUUUCUAACUGGCUUAGUUUCUUCUUUUUUACAGAUCUUGCCUCGCUAACUGCUGAAGGUAGUGUACAAGCAGUAUUUAUGACAUCUGUGAGUGCUAGACAUAUAUCCUUAUAAUGCGUAACAAGGGCUUUUAUAGCAUCACUGCUGGCUGCCCACCUUGUUGCUUUUGACACUUUUCUUCUCCAGCAGGAUAGCCCACCUUUGUAGGGAAGCCAAGAAGAAGUUUAGUCAACUGCCUGAGAGAUAAUGGCUGAUUGGGCAGUUUUACAUUCUGCCCACCUGUAAAACACCUUUUGCUCUGCCACUUUUACUGGGUGAAGAGUACUCCUUGCAAGAAAAACAAUACGGUCUUUCACUGAGUCAUGCCCCACUAGGCCAUCCUCCAUAGUGGGUGACACGUUUCAUGGGUUUCCAUUUUUCUGACACUAUGAUUUCAGAAAGGAGCUCAUUUUUGUAAUUUCUUUAUCUACACCAGCUCUAUCACCAUGAUAUCACUGUAGGAUUCUAGCUUUUUUGUUGUGCAGAGAGGUGAAUAUAUACGUUUCUGAAGUUAAUAUUUUCCUUACCUGAAAUUGUUCUACCUCUUUGUACAACCUCCCAAUUCCAUUGUAUUUCUUUUGCUUUGUCAAUGCUGAGCCUUUAUUUCAGUGCUAGUGCUCAAGCAUAUUAUAGUACGUAGAAGAUGUAUCACCCUUUUAUUGAUGAAGGACUAUUGUCUAGCGGUGGCUACAUCAUAGGUUGGCAUAGUACAAAUAAGGGUGGAAGCUUUGUUCAAGGCUUGUAGCGUGUGAAAGAAUCUUCAUGGUAGUGGUGUGAAGUAAUGGCUCUUUGUUGUGCAGAGAGGUGAGUAUCUCUCUGAAAUAUAUUUUCAGAUAAGGAAAAUGCAAGCUUCACUGUAGUGAGUAGAAGACAGCUAGAAACACCAUACAUAUGAUACUUAGAUCACCACACUAAGAAUUCUGAACUUGUUUUUUUUUAUUUGCUCAUGUCCAGUGUUGCUGAAAGGGGGUGGAAUUCCCCAAUGCCCUCUAACUCAGUGAUGAUAAUACCAAGAUGUAAUCUGAAAUUUCCUUUUGUCAUGAUGAAAGUCUGUUAACAUUUAAAAAAUAAUGUUUUAAUUAUACAAAGAAUGGUGUGGCCAUAUCGUAUUGAAUAAUUUGCCCCUAUUGUUUCUGUAUUUUGACAAUAAAACUAGUUGUUCUCGAUAUCUUUUAAGUAAUUUCAGGGGUGUGAUGAAUGCUAUAAAGAAGAAAAGUCUGGUGCUUGUAAGUUUUUUCAGCAGUUUUGUUUGUUCUUCAUAGACAUGUCUUUUUAAAUCUUUUAAGAAUAAAUAUUGUAUCUCAUAUGUUAAUGUUAUUUCGUUUUGUGAUAAUGACAGUUACUUUAAAACAGCACUAAGACAACGAGGUUUUCAUGAUUAUGUGAAUUGGUAAAGGAAGUGUACAUUGUAAUCUAUGAAUUAAACUUUAGAUAAAUAUUUGUUUUUCCA
Molecule: messenger RNA, 4727 nt
Organism: Limulus polyphemus (Atlantic horseshoe crab)
Lineage: Eukaryota; Metazoa; Arthropoda; Merostomata; Xiphosura; Limulidae
Product: E3 ubiquitin-protein ligase DTX4-like
Exons: 10
Coding region: 139-1647 (502 amino acids)
Biological process (GO): Notch signaling pathway; protein ubiquitination
Cellular component (GO): nucleoplasm
Molecular function (GO): ubiquitin protein ligase activity; zinc ion binding
Source: RefSeq, a predicted model, not a curated record